CUUAGUUUGAGCUUGCGAGCGUGCAGGGUAAUGUGGACGCUUUUGAUUUCGUGUGACAAUUUUUGGUCUCUCUAGUGUCAUCCACGUUCGUAUGGGAUGUUUCUAUUGCUCAAUUGGCCUUUGACUCGCUUCUGAAUGCUUCUUGUUGUUCUUUUACACGGGGUUUUUAGUUUCACGUUGGAUAUCUUUGGUUCUGUUGGUAUGGAGUUGCUUGCUGUGGUCAUUGAUCUUGAAGAAAUCCGAAGAGUUUCUUAUAAUUAUGCCGCUGGAAGGUAAUUAGAGGGUGCUUUAGUGAAUUGUGUUGGUCAUAAUUGAAACCAUUGUGUCAGGAAGGUGCUGGAGUUAUGUAGGCCUUGUAUCAUCGUUACUUACCACACCGUUAGCUCCAAGUUUUUGAGCUUUCAAAGCUUAGCUUGGAUUAGGAAGGUAAUGUGAGAAGGGUUUUGAACCAAUGCUGUAUUGUGUCGUCAUAGUGUUUUAGCCUAGAGACAGGUUUUACUGGGUCUAUUGCGCUUGUCAUGGUUGUUUUAAGAAAUAAAGGUUUUUCUUUUUCUUUUUUUUUUUUUUUUUUUUCUUUUUGUUGAGCGUGAGCGUAUUUACUUUAGUUUUUGAGUUCGUGGGCUGUUGUUAGCCCGAAUUUUCAGCGUUAACGGUUCUGAUUUGAGUUCUGCUCCAAGUGUGGCGAAUUCGGGGGUUUAAUUGCUCUCUUACACACAGUUAUGAGAUUCGGUUUGUGUAAUAGUGUUUUUGCUUGUUUUUGCCGAUUGUGUAGUAACUUGGGAUGGAAUCGCCCGAUUGUGGUAAUUGGAGUCUUGGCUCAAUGUUUUAUUAAUGACGAAAAAUAUGUUCAACCGUAAAUUGCCUCGUAAAAGCUUGUAACUGUGGUCAUUGCAGAAAAGAGGAGUUCUAACGUUGAAGAAUCCGUAGAAAUCGUCAUAGUUAUGCCAUUUUGAGUAAAUUGGAUGGUAUUGCAGUAGAUAUGGUUUGAUAUGUUUGAAUGUGGGGAGUAAUGGCAAAUGCAUUGCAGUUUAAGACUUGAUUCGUCCUUGACGAGGCAAAAUCCUUACCAGCGUGAGGGUAUUUCAGAGAAAAUAUUUGCUAAGUGAUUUGUGUGUUUCUUCGUCACAUUUUUGGAAAAUCUUACAUAUCAAUCAAGCUAAAGUACCACUUUGAAUUAUCUGCAUCAAGGCAUCACUUUUCAAGAGGUGAGAAGAGCCAGUAAGCAAUGGCCACGAAGACUGACAUCGCUCAUAUUCUAGGUUUAGAUGCUAAUGAAGACGAUGGUCAUCUCAAAAUCUCCAAGACGAAAAUUGUCUGCACGUUAGGGCCCAAGUCCAGAGAGGUCCAUGUCCUCGAGAAGUUGCUGAGAGCUGGAAUGAACGUGGCCCGGUUCAACUUCUCCCAUGGAACACACGAGUACCAUCAAUACACGCUGGACAGCCUGAGACAGGCCAUGGCUAACACGCAAACCAUGUGCGCAGUUCUUCUAGAUACUAAGGGGCCAGAGAUUCGAACCGGGAGUUUGGCAGCUGGCAAGCCAAUUCAACUGAAGCGCAACAAUGAGAUUUGGAUCACUACUGACUACAGCCACUUGGGCGACGAGAACAUGAUAGCCAUGAGCUAUGCGAAACUCGCAGUAGAUUUGGAGCCAGGGAACACAAUCUUGUGCUCUGAUGGCACAAUCACAAUGACGGUGCUCGACUGUCAUCCUGAGAAGGGCAUGGUGAAGGCCAGAUGCGAGAACACCGCCAUGCUAGGAGAGAAGAAAAACGUGAACCUACCUGGUAUUGUUGUGGACUUACCCACCAUCACACAGAAGGAUAUCGAUGAUAUAAUGCAAUGGGGUGUUCCCAACAAAAUUGAUUUUAUUGCAGCCUCCUUUGUUCGCAAGGGCUCGGAUGUGGUGACAAUCAAGAAGCUGCUGGGAGAGGCGUCUGACUCUAUUCAUGUUAUUUCUAAGGUUGAGAACCAGGAAGGUCUGGUCAAUUUCGAUGACAUUUUGAAAGAGACGGAUGGAGUGAUGGUUGCAAGAGGUGACUUGGGAAUGGAGAUUCCGACUGAGAAGAUUUUUUUGGCACAGAAAAUGAUGAUCUACAAAUGCAAUUCAGCAGGAAAACCAGUUGUGACUGCAACACAGAUGCUGGAGUCCAUGAUCAAGUCCCCUCGUCCCACUCGUGCAGAGGCCACUGACGUGGCGAACGCAGUUCUCGAUGGAACCGAUGCUGUGAUGCUUAGUGGAGAGACUGCAAAUGGAUCUUACCCUGAACUCGCUGUGGCAGUGAUGUCCCAGAUCUGCCAGGAGGCUGAGGCUGCGCUGGAUUAUGCAUCAAUCUUUAAGGAAAUUAUGAAGUCUGUUCCUUUGCCAAUGAGCCCUUUGGAGAGUCUGGCAUCUUCUGCUGUUAGGACCGCCAACAAGGUGCGGGCCUCUCUUAUCAUUGUGUUGACACGGGGAGGCAGCACUGCGAGGCUUGUGGCAAAAUACCGGCCAUGUGUACCAAUCCUCUCGGUCGCGGUUCCGGUUAUGACCACAGAUGGUUUGGAAUGGACUUUCAGCGCGCCGUCUCCAGCCCACCACAGUCUUUGUUGCAGGGGUCUGAUUCCACUUCUGGCGGAAGGCUCUGCAAAGGCCACUGAUUCAGAGUCGACAGAAGAGAUUUUGAACGCAGCUGUCAAAUAUGCGCUGAAGCGCAAACUUUGUCUUGUGAGUGACUCCGUUGUGGCCCUUCACCGCAUUGGCGUGGCAUCAGUUAUCAAGAUCAUUGAGGUCAAGGACCUUGCUUCCUCAUAAUCAUGAUAUACCCAAUACUUUUGCAUAUCAAUGGACAUCUAUUUUUCGCUCUGAGCAGGCGAUGAUUGUUGGGAACGUUUCAUGAAAGAUUGGACCAUUAGACUUGGAGGUCUGGUAGAGGACCGUGUUCAGCACUAUUGCUCGCCCAUUCUUUGUAAUUGACAGUAAAAUCGAGAUCAAAUAGUUAGUGCAGCACUAAUUAUAGGUUCAGGCUUGUGAGGGGUGCAAACAUGAACGUCGAGCACAGGUCCUUUCCCAUACAGUUGGAAACAUUUUUGUGAAUUGGGGUCAUGUAUCCAUUGCGGUAGGCGGAGGAUUUUAUGUCGAAAUUGUGACUUCAAGGUUUGGAACUUGGUGUCUUUGAAUGCCAGUUAUUGUUUUUUUUCAUUAAUACAUGCAGAGCACUGCAUCAUUUCCGACUCGUAA
Messenger RNA from Physcomitrium patens, 3214 nucleotides. Its product is annotated as pyruvate kinase, cytosolic isozyme. NCBI's taxonomy places the organism in Eukaryota, Viridiplantae, Streptophyta, Bryopsida, Funariales, Funariaceae. Gene Ontology annotation, molecular function: potassium ion binding; magnesium ion binding; pyruvate kinase activity. The record is from RefSeq and is a predicted model, not a curated record. Gene Ontology annotation, biological process: glycolytic process.